UGGCUAGGCUAACGCCGGCUACUUGAUCAGAGCGGUGUUUGGCCGCGUCGCACGUUGCUAGUUAGUUGCAAUGUUGUAGCUAUUAGCACGCUAGCUAUUCCUUAGCUGGGAGGGAGACCCGCCGUUAAUUUAAACAAACAUAUGAAAUUAAUAUUCAAUAGUUUAAUAGUCAACCUGCCACUGUAGAGAGAAUUAUUCAACCAAUCACCAACUAGCUCGUUGUCUUCUUUCUUCUAGCAUACCCAGCUAGGUAGCCGGCUAGCUAGCCGUUAGCGUUCUUCCACCGUCUCCUCCCUCCGCGUGAACCGUCUCCUGACCCGGCAUGGCAAUGAGACAGACACCGCUGACCUGCUCGGGUCACACCCGGCCCGUAGUGGACCUGGCCUUCAGCGGAAUCACUCCCCACGGAUACUUCCUCAUUAGCGCCUGCAAGGAUGGCAAGCCCAUGUUGCGCCAGGGAGACACAGGGGACUGGAUAGGAACGUUUCUGGGUCACAAAGGCGCUGUCUGGGGAGCCACUCUGAACACAGACGCCACCAAAGCAGCCACAGCCGCAGCUGACUUCACAGCUAAAGUGUGGGAUGCAGUGAGUGGAGACGAGGUUCUAACGCUGGCACACAAACACAUCGUCAAGACCGUCACCUUUACUCAGGACAGCAACUUUCUGCUCACUGGAGGAAAUGACAAGCUGCUGCGUAUCUAUGAUCUCAGCAACCAUGAAGCAGCCCCUCAGGAGAUCGCCGGUCACACCUCAGCCAUUAAAAAAGCCUUAUGGUGCAACAAUGACAAGCAGAUCCUCUCUGCUGCUGAGGAUAAAACCAUACGGUUGUGGGACAGAAGCUCCAUGGAGGAGGUGAAGACACUGACAUUUGACACGUCCGUGAGCAGCAUGGAGUACAUGGCUGAUGGAGAGAUUCUGGUCAUCACUUAUGGAAAGACCAUUGCUUUCUACAAUGCUCUGAGCCUGGACUUGAUCAAAACAGUGGAGGCUCCGGCUACUAUCAACUCGGCCUCCCUCCACCCAGAGAAGGACUUCUUUGUGGCCGGCGGAGAAGACUUUAAGCUCUACAAAUUUGACUACAGCACCAAAGAGGAGCUGGAGUCCUAUAAAGGUCACUUUGGUCCGGUUCACUGUGUUCGCUUCAGUCCGGAUGGAGAGCUGUAUGCCAGCGGCUCUGAGGAUGGCACCCUGCGACUGUGGCAGACUGCUGUGGGGAAAACAUAUGGCCUUUGGAAGUGUGUCCUUCCUGAGGACCUGGGUGCAGAGAACUCUGAGCAGCUGUACACAACGCCUGCUGAGAUCAAGGCCUGAGGAGAAAUCAGCGCUGUGAGGAAACAAUGUGAAAGAAAGAAAAGGAGGAGACGAGUGGAGCGGAGGGGUGUUCCAGUGUUCAACCAGGCCCCAGCAAGGAGCAGUCCAGAGCAUCUCCAUUCAUCAAGCCUGAUGUGGAUAUUACGACUGGCCUGCCCGUCAUAGACCGACACACACACAAUUACAUACAUUUAAACACACAGAUAUUUACUGCAGCUGUGUGACCAGGAUGGGCUGCAGAGUGCAGCAGUAGAGCUGUGAGUGUCUCCUCAUCGCUGCCUGCUUCCUCUCUGAUCAGUCCAGUUCUGUCUGUCUGCUUGAACUGAUUUUAUGCCCCCCAUAAACCCCUCCCCCAGCCGUAAACUCGCCCCACAUGAUGCUAAGAUCGGUUUUGGUUUGAAAGUUAAUGUAUUAAAUGAGCUGGACCAAUGCUUGUGUUUUCAGUUCAUAGAAUACUAGAGGUUGUUGCACAGUUAGUGCUGACGCUACAGCGCUUUUAUUUGUUCCGAAUUGUUGCUUUGAGUAUUUGCUGCUGCUGUUCUGGUUCAGUACAAAGACGUUAAUGUCAAAAUAAAGAAAACAUGUUUUGUGACUACAUGGAAAGGGAAAAAGGUCAUUUUUCUUUCAGUUCUUUUCAAUCUGUCGACAUUUAUGUCCAGUGAUGAAAUAAACAAAAAAGCAUUACUGUUUCAUUUGUUAGUAAUGCAAGAAGAGCAAA
Messenger RNA from Cheilinus undulatus (humphead wrasse), 2030 nucleotides. RefSeq names its product serine/threonine kinase receptor associated protein (gene strap). Bases 323 to 1312 code for a protein of 329 amino acids. Gene Ontology annotation, cellular component: SMN complex. The transcript is spliced from 9 exons. NCBI's taxonomy places the organism in Eukaryota, Metazoa, Chordata, Actinopteri, Labriformes, Labridae. The record is from RefSeq and is a predicted model, not a curated record. Gene Ontology annotation, biological process: spliceosomal snRNP assembly. Gene Ontology annotation, molecular function: RNA binding; protein binding.